Molecule: messenger RNA, 3622 nt
Organism: Helianthus annuus (common sunflower)
Lineage: Eukaryota; Viridiplantae; Streptophyta; Magnoliopsida; Asterales; Asteraceae
Product: retinoblastoma-related protein
Exons: 19
Coding region: 16-3333 (1105 amino acids)
Biological process (GO): regulation of transcription by RNA polymerase II; negative regulation of G1/S transition of mitotic cell cycle; cell differentiation
Cellular component (GO): nucleus; transcription regulator complex; chromatin
Molecular function (GO): RNA polymerase II transcription regulatory region sequence-specific DNA binding
Source: RefSeq, a predicted model, not a curated record
ACAUACCAUCAUAUCAUGCCAUAUUUGUUGUUUUUCCCGCGCUACCGUACCGCCGGAUCCCCAAAAGCGGAGGGAAAAAAAGAAAAAAAUAGGGCAAAAUUCCACACACAGAUAGGGUUCCAACAACAGCUACUGUGUGUUUCACAAGCUAGGGUUUUUACACACCGUAUCAAUUCCUCAAGAUCUGUUCAAUCGUUUCCCCCAAUUUGGAUCCUAGGGUUUCGUCCAAUUCCGAUCUGGGUUUCGAUUAAUCGGAGAUCUGAGUUGGUUCGUGUGGCCGAGAUUCGCGUGAAUUCGAUGGAAGAUUUCAAGCCGAUUAAAUCAACCGUUGAGGGUUCAACGGAAAACGGAGCUACUAUUGAAGCUCGGUUUAAAGACUUUUGCAAGGGUAAAUUAAGAAUGGAUGAUGGUGAAUUAGAGGAGGCGAUGAAGCUGUUUAAUCAAAGCAAGCAUUUGUUUUUGACAAAUGCAUCUUCUCUUGGAAGUGGGACGCCCGAAGAAGCAGAGCACUACUGGUUUGCAUUCCUUUUGUUCUCCUUGAGAAGAUUAAGCCAGAAAGAUGAUGCAGAAGGUGCCGCUAAUACCAACGGCAAUGGCUUUAACUUGUGUCAAAUACUCAGAGUGGCGAAACUGAAUUAUGUGGAUUUCUUCAAGGAGCUACCUCAAUUUGUAGUCAAGACUGGUCCAAUUUUAAGCAAUCUUUACGGUUCUGAUUGGGAAACCAGACUUCAGGCGAAAGAGUUGCAGGCCAAUUUUGUGCAUCUCAGCCUUUUAAGCAAGUACUAUAAACGGGCAUUCCAGACACUUUUUGUAGCGAGCCAUGAUAAUACUGAUGGCCAGUCAGCUGUUGCUAACUCACAAGAUUACAUAUCCAGCUGUCAUCGUUUUGGAUGGCUACUAUUUUUGGCUCUUCGAGUUCAUGCAUUCAGUCGGUUCAAAGACCUGGUCACUUGCACUAAUGGACUCGUCUCUAUUCUGGCGAUUUUAAUUAUUCAUAUUCCAGCUCGUUUCAGAAAGUUUUCGAUUAAUGACACUUCGCGCUUUGUUAAAAAAGAUGAAAAAGGUGUUGAUCUACUUGCAUCUCUCUGUAACAUGUACGAGACAUCAGAAGAAGAAUUAAGAAAAACAAUGGUCAAAACCAAUAAUGUAGUAGAAGACAUUUUGAAGAAAAAACCUUGUUUGGCUUCAGAAUGUAAAAAUGGAAACUUGGACAAUAUCGACACAGAUGGUUUGAUGUAUUAUGAAGAUUUAUUAGAGGAAUCGUCUUUGUCUUCUUAUUUGAAUGUUCUAGAAGAAGAUUACAAUAAUUCAGUAUGUCAAGAAGGUGAAUUAGAUGAGAAACUGUUUAUUAAUGAUGAUGAAAGCCUCCUUGGUUCAAGCAGCUUAUCGGGUGGUGCAGUUAAUUUGAGUGGCACAAAGAGAAAGCUUGACUUGAUGUCAUCCCCAACAAAGACAAUUACUAGCCCACUUUCUCCUUACCGAUCUCCAUCAAAGAUUAAAGGUACACCUGUCAGCACAGCGAUGACCACCGCAAAAUGGCUGCGGACUAUCAUUUCUCCACUUCCAUCAAAACCUUCAAUAGAGCUUGAACGAUUCAUGUCAUCAUGUGACAAGGAUGUAACCGCUGAUGUCGUCAAGCGGGCCCGUAUAAUAUUAGAAGCUAUUUUUCCCAGCAGUGGUCUUGGGGAUCGAAACGCAAUUUCCAACAUACAGAAUACCAACUUGAUGGAUAAUAUUUGGGCAGAACAACGUAGAAUGGAAGCGUUAAAGUUAUACUAUCGUGUUCUACAAGCAAUGUGUACAGCAGAAUCUCAAAUACUAAACGGGAACAAUCUAACGUCGUUGUUAACAAACGAACGGUUCCACCGGUGCAUGCUCGCAUGUUCCGCUGAACUUGUUCUUGCGACGCAUAAAACCGUCACUAUGUUGUUUCCGGCUGUUUUGGAAAGAACGGGAAUCACGGCUUUUGAUCUUAGUAAAGUUAUCGAAAGUUUCAUCAGGCACGAAGAAUCUCUUCCUAGAGAAUUAAGGCGACAUUUGAAUUCGUUAGAAGAACGACUUCUAGAAAGUAUGGUGUGGGAGAAAGGUUCUUCGAUGUACAACUCGUUGACAGUUGCGAGACCAGCGCUUUCUUCUGAAAUUAACCGUCGUGGGCUGUUGGCGGACCCCAUGCCGUCUUUGGAUGCAAUUGGACUGCAAACUAAUAUGUCUUGUGGUGGGUUGCCACCUGUCCCUUCAUUGCAGAAGCGUGACAGCUCACCAGGUAAGAGUAGCAUCCUCUUAUCACCAAAAAGAGUUUGCACUGAAUAUCGAAGUGUUUUGGUUGAACGGAAUUCCUUCACAUCUCCGGUUAAAGAUCGUCUUUUGGGUAUUAAUAAUCUUAAAUCAAAGCUGCUAUCACCAGCUUUGCAGUCCGCAUUUGCCAGUCCAACGAGGCCAAAUCCAACUGGCAGGGGAGAAACCUGUGCAGAGACGUCUGUUAAUUUAUUUUUUAGCAAGAUUGUGAAGCUAGCUGCUGUUAGAAUUAAUGGAAUGGUUGAAAGACUACAGUUGUCGCAAGAAAUAAGAGAGAGGGUAUAUUGUCUUUUUCAGCAGAUUCUGAGCCAGCGAACCGCGUUGUUUUUCAACCGUCAUAUCGACCAGAUUAUUUUAUGUUGUUUCUACGGAGUUGCAAAGAUUUCCCAACUAAGCUUAACCUUCAAAGAAAUCAUCAACAACUAUAGAAAACAACCUCAUUGUAAAAUUCAAGUUUUCCGUGCUGUGUUUGUUGAUGACAGGGCAUCUUCUCGGUCCAAUGGGAAAACGGGGCAGAAUGACGUCGAUAUAAUCAUGUUUUACAAUGAAAUAUUCAUUCCUGCUGUGAAGCCAUUGUUGGUAGAGCUUGCUCCGUCAGCAGGGGUUGCGAAAACCACCAAUCAGGUUUCCGAAACGAACAAUCAUGAUGAAGGUCCAUGCCCUGGCUCGCCUAAGGUAUCGGUAUUCCCGAGUCUACCUGAUAUGUCCCCGAAGAAGGUAUCUGCAGUGCACAACGUAUACGUUUCUCCAUUGCGGUCAACAAAGAUGGAUGCUCUAAUUUCUCAUGGAUCCAAAAGCUAUUACGCGUGUGUUGGGGAGAGUACUCAUGCAUACCAGAGCCCAUCAAAGGAUCUCACAGCCAUCAACAAUCGCUUAAACGGGGAUUGUGCUUUUAGUACUCGGAAAGUGAGAGGGACACUUAAUUUCGAUGAAGUUGAUGUUGGGUUGGUGAGCGACUCGUUAGUGGCUAACAGUCUGUAUCUUCAAAAUGGGAAAGGUGGUGGAACUUCAUCGAGUGGUCAGAUGAAGACGGAAUGAUACCCGAUGAUGGUGAUAGUAGUGUGUGUGUGUGUGUGUAUAUAGAGGGGGCAUCAGCAGACUGGAUUUGAUUUGGGAAUGGGAAUGGGGAUGGAAUGAGCGGUGAAGUUAUUGUACAGUAGCCGCCACUAACCUCGAUGGUCGUGUUUGUUGGAUUUGUAGUUGGCUCAACUCUUAAUAAUUUACGAUUCUGUUUGUCAGCUGUCUGUUUCGGCGAAGUUGCAAGAUGAUGAAUAUUAGGUAUCACCACCACAAGGAUUUAUAAUAGUUCAAAUAGAUGAUUAACUAA